UUACUUCCCCUCUGCACCAAUCGAUCCAUCUCUCUCUCUCCCCCCCUACGCGCUCUCUUUCUCUCUCUUCGCGUCCCCCUCUCUCUCUCUCCAAUGGCGAUGAACCCCGAGGAGACGGAAACGACGACGGCGACCGACCCUUUGCCCUCUUCCCUCGUCGCCAAUAUCCAGAGCGUCCUCGCCGCAAGGAGGGGCGGCGGUGGCGCCGUACACGGCGAUGCGAAGCCAGUGGAGGAGGGGGAUGCGGCGGCGGCGGCGGCGGCGGCGGCGGCGGCGGCGGCCACCUCCUCGUCCUCCGGCGCCGCUGAGCCCGACGCCGCCGCGGAUGGAUCAGAGAAGCCCAUCGUUCUCGUCACCAACGCCGAGGGGAUUCGAUCCCCGGGGCUCACCUCUCUCGUCGACGGCCUCGUCCGCGGCGAGCUGUGCCGAGUCAGCGUCUGUGCUCCCGAAUCGGACAAAUCCACCUCUGGGCAUUCGGUUACAGUUCGAGAGACCCUUGCUGCAACCUCUGUAGAAAUUACUGGUGCUAGUGCUUUCGAGGUAUCCGGGACUCCUGCUGAUUGUGUUUCUUUAGCAUUAUCUGGAGCAUUGUUUUCUUCGACCAAACCAGCUCUGGUUAUCAGUGGAAUUAGCAGGGGAUCAAAUUGUGGUCAUCAGAUGAUCUACUCUGGUGCUGUUGCUGGUGCUAGAGAGGCUUUAUUGUGUGGCAUACCUUCUAUUGCAAUCUCUUUGAAUUGGAAGCAGGAUGAAAGUCAAGAGAGCGAUUUUACUGAUGCAGUCAAUGUUUGCAUACCCUUGAUACAUGCAGCCAUUAAGGAUAUCGAGAAGGGAGUUUUCCCUAAAAGCUGCUUGCUGAACAUUGGAAUUCCCAGCUCACCUUCCACAAAUAAGGGCUUCAAGCUGACAAGACACAGCCAGUGGAGAUAUGCUCCAAGCUGGCAAGCUAUAUCAGCAAACAAACGUCCAUCUCAACUCAUGGCUAUGCAUCAAAGCAUUGGUAUUCAGCUUGCACAACUCGGUCGUGAUGCCUCUGCAGCAGCAGCUGUUCGUCGCAGUAGUGCUCAAAGAAAAACCGUCGAAGUAGAAUCAGUUGCUCCAGCUGGAAAACCGGAAAGUCAAGAAGUGGUGAAGAAGCUCUUUCGUCUAGAGUUUCUGGAGAAGGGGCAUGAAGAUUUAGAUGAGGAUCUUGACUUCAGGGCUCUGGAAAAUGGUUUUAUAUCUGUCACUCCUAUACAUCUGCAAUUGUAUGUGGAAUCUGAGAUCCAAUCCUCAGCUUCAGAUUGGCUUAGCUCCGCUCUAACAGGAGGGGAGUAAGCUCUCUGCUGCUUUGCUAACAUGCUUAACUCCUAUACCUUUAUAGUCGCUUUAUCGUGUUUCCUUCCUUGUAUUAAAGGUGUUUAUUUUGUUAAGUUUUUCCCCCUUUUUUCAAAAUCUGUGAUGAUUGAACCAUUUCUCUUCUUUGAUUGGUAAUUGUUCUUUGUACCAUAAAGAUGUCCAUGCCUUAAUCCCUUAUAUUGAUCUUCCUGGGUGUUUAGUACUUUCCCCCCUCUUUUUUCGCAAGUAGAAACUUGUUAACCUUGAAAUCUCUGAACUUGUAGCAAUUGUUCCAAUGCUGUUAUAGUGGAGACUGUUGUUUUAUAUAUGCAAA
This is a messenger RNA of Ananas comosus (pineapple), 1648 nucleotides long. Its product is annotated as 5'-nucleotidase SurE-like. The record is from RefSeq and is a predicted model, not a curated record. Bases 94 to 1314 code for a protein of 406 amino acids. Gene Ontology annotation, molecular function: nucleotidase activity. The transcript is spliced from 10 exons. Lineage: Eukaryota; Viridiplantae; Streptophyta; Magnoliopsida; Poales; Bromeliaceae.